Messenger RNA from Clupea harengus (Atlantic herring), 5162 nucleotides. RefSeq lists its product as uncharacterized. Lineage: Eukaryota; Metazoa; Chordata; Actinopteri; Clupeiformes; Clupeidae. The record is from RefSeq and is a predicted model, not a curated record. Gene Ontology annotation, molecular function: protein binding.
AGUUAGCGCUCCAGCUACUUCAUGCUCAAGACAGUACAAGUGCAAUUAUAAUGAGUACAUGGCUGCAGUCCUGGCUCACUUGGUUCCCUUGUAGGCAAAAACAUGGAGGGGGUCUUUCUUCGUAAAGAACUGCUACACAUUAUUCCUCUCUAAAACCCUGCUCCAUAUUUCAGACUAUCAAAUCCUUCUUUUUGAAGUCUUUGAAGUCAUGUUCAUGGGAAUCCACAUGAAUAAUGACACUUGAAAGUUCUAGAGUUCUUGGGUGACACAUUGCAUCACAAUGACCAACAUUCUUAAAUUCCACACAGGCUUGUCACUCCACUCCCGGGUCCUCUCCACCCAACCUGGCAACGCACAUACGUGUGGGCUGAGGGAAAGUGUCGACUCCAGUGAUGGCUGAAAGCGAGCAGAGCAUCAGCCUGGCCGGUAUGCCGCUGUAUGACGUCGACCCAGAGGAGAGCGAGGAGCCGCUCCCACGGGACCAGGCAGACAGUGGAGAUGAGUGGGACACAGAUCUGGAGGAGUGCGACAUCGGGAGGAGUAGACAAGUGGUAUCAGCUGCUGAUCUUUACCUGCAAGCCUGUGAGGUUGUGGGUGUCAUCCCAACAACAUACUACCUGCGUAACCUGGGCAACGCCACCCUUAACAUGAAUCACCAUGGUCUGGGGCCAAAUGGGACCAAAGCACUGGCCAUCGCUUUAGUGUCUGACAUACAGAUUACAGAGCUGGAGCUGGAGGACAACGGCCUUCUACCAGAGGGUGCAAAGUAUCUGGGGGAGAUGCUGAAGGAGAACGUCACCAUUCAGAGGAUGAAUCUUUCGAAUAACAACCUCCAGGCCACUGGUGCUGAAAGCAUUGCUAAAAUGCUGCUAGACAACAUCUCCAUCAACACACUUAAUUUAUCAGGAAAUAGAUUCAUCGAUGAAGCAGCCAAAAGUUUUGCAGAUGCCUUAGCAAUUAAUUACCGUAUCAAAACACUGGAUCUAAGCCAUAACUGUUUCUGUGAGACAGGUGGAGAGCACCUAGGCCAUAUGCUUGCCAUUAAUGAGAGUGUGGAGAUUCUGAAUCUGAGCUGGAACUUCCUGCGCAUGAAUGGAGCAGUGGCUCUUUGCAAUGGAUUAAAGGUGAAUAUGACGCUGACGCAUCUGGACCUGUCAUACAAUGGCUUUGGCAGUGAGGGAGCUCGGGCACUAGGGGACGCUUUUCGCCACAACAACACCCUGGUCUCUCUGGACCUCUCCAGCAACUGCAUAACCGACGAAGCUAUGAGACUGCUGUGCCAUGGCCUGGCGUUCAAUGACACCCUCAGGGUUCUGCGGUUGCUUCACAACCCAAUAAGAUCUGAAGGAGCCUCCUUGCUGCUCAACACAGUUAAAACCAACUCAAAGUCAGGACUGGAGGAGAUAAACAUAUCAACGGUUAUGGUGAGUGAGGCCUUUGUGACGUUGUUGGAGAGCAUGCAGCUGGAGCACCCUGCGCUGGACAUCCAGUACAAGGGAGUCAAUGGCUCCUUCUGCCGAACCCAUAAGCCUGACCCCUUGAAGGUCAUUCAGUAUUUUCUUGAAGAACGUAAGCAGUGCCUUGUGGACUUCUUUAAGAGUAUAGACAAGGAGGGAACCAUGAGAGUCCACACCUUAGAUCUCAAGAAGGCUAUACAGCAAGCAAAGAUGCCACUUGAUAGCAUCAACAUUGAGGUGUUGAUUCAGAAACUGGACUUGGAUAAGACUGGCAUGAUCGAUUACAGUUUCACAGGACAGCCAGAGCCCUGAGAAACAGUAGCUGCAGUCCACUUGAUCCAGGACAUACUGUAAUGACACGCAGCUAGGGAGGAGGAGAGGGCCGUUUAAUGAAGCUAAAAUGAGUAAAAAAAAAAUGCCAAAAGACAGCUUAAGUGUCUCCUCUAUAUCACAUACACGGAUAAUCACUUGCUUGUAGUGCCAAAGGCAGCAGUGUUUACCAGUCAUUCUCUCUUUCAGUCAGUAUUGUCUAUCACCAGAUAAAAAAAAAAUAUAUACAGUAUAUUAGUGGAUUGUUAAGUACAGUGGAGUUAAGGACUACUUUAACCACUUUUUCAAAAUGACACCCUUAAACACUCAGAGAAAUAUUGCAUAACAGAUAUUUUAGUGUAUUUGAUAAAAUACUUCCAGUCUAAACCUAUACCAUUUGCCCCUGAAUUCACAGAGUGUUUGAAGUGAACUAGAACUGAGUUAGGGGUCUGGGUAUAAGGCAGGGUGAAUGAAGUGGCCAAAGGAAAGCCUAAUAUUAGGCGUAAUAGAGCUCUAUCUUCAGGGAGACACUUUCAGAUCAUGAAAAACCUCCAUUUAACAUUUUAAUGUCAAUUCAGCAGGUGAAAAUGCAGUCAGAAAUCUAAUAUUGAGACUUCAAACCUACUACUAAAAUAAAAUAACUUGAUAGUUGUUAUGGUGUUAUGGGCAUAGUAGAGGUUUUUUCCUGUGUCUGCCAUUUUCCCUGUCUCUACAAGGUGGGCGUGGUCUCAGACCUUAAGCGAUUGCUGGGCGGGACUUCUCCCUUUAUUAAGCCGGCCUUCCCCAAGAUGGCGGCGCUCGUUAUCAGGAACCGGAUUGUACUAUGGUUUCACCAGGAUCUUGACCUGUUCCAGCGUUCCCUGGCUUAUAAAGACACUGUGCCUCACCAGAGACUUUGCCUUUGAAGACCCUUAUGCGUCAUACGCGCUUUUUCGUUUGUCCGUGUCUCAGUUGUUCACUGGCUGUUUGUUUAUGCUUCCUGCACUUUUCUAGCUUAGAGGUAGAUAGUGCAGGCAAGGAAGUUGCCCGUAAGACUCACCUUCUUUUUUUCUUUAUUCGCGAGUGAGGUAAGCUGCAGCGACUACUUAUUUAUUUACUUCUUGGAGGUUAUUUUAGUUUUCUCUUCUCUUUUAACGGCAACCACCAUUGUUUUUGUAAAUAAAGACGUUAUAUUUACCCUGCAACUGAGAGUCUGGCAACUUUAUGUUACGAGACCGUUGGUUCUUCAGGUCUGUCGUAACAAUAGUUUAGUGGGGACAGGACAUUUGGCAAAAUAAGAACAAUUGGUUUUACUUUUGAUGUGCGCUGGGAUUGGAAAUGGAACUGGAAAUGGCUUCUCUGAAUUAGAAAAGCAAUUUGAAAUGUGGCCUAAUGUCCAAUAAAGCUCCCAUGUCCUGAUACAUUAUCAGUCUUCAUGUUUGAUGUGACACCUGCACACUUGCAGAUGGAAUACUGUACAAAACAUAACCACUCAGAGCUAAAGAGCUAUUAGCUUAUGACUGCAACCCAUUUGUGGUUGGAACGUUAUAUGAGGAAUGGGGUUCAAAGGCUUUUUCAAACCCUCCCACGCUGCCCUUCCGAAGCCCAGGGGGCUGAAGUAUAACUGCACUUGGCACUUGAUCUAUAGAUGUUGAUACCAUGUUUAUUGCUAACGUUUAUAUUACUGAAGUUUCUAAAUAGUUCAUUUUAAGUGAUUUUAGUGAGUGCACAGUAGUAAUGUCUUAAGUGCGGGUAUAAGUGCCUGUGUUUAUUGGAUAGUUGUGUGAGGUUUCAGUGAAACUCCUAGUACAAAUUCUGUCGGCCAGUCAAAAUACUGGGUACCAUUGGAGGGCGCUGAAAGCAGGCCAGGACAUCUAAUGUUUUUGACUGUCCUUAAACUGAUACCUAGUCUGUGGGGUAACUUUGUGAAACAAGGGAAUCAUAUAUGAAACUUGUUUAUGUAUGUUCAUGUUUACUAGUGCAAUGCCAUUCCCUUCCCUAUGCACUGUAUAAACUCAAUAUCUAGUUAUUAAUAUUGGAGAAGAAGAAUGGAACUCAGUUAAUGGUGCAUGAUUGUACUCCACUGCCUCUGCAUUCUAGGUCUGUGGCUCAUGUGUGAUUCACUGGCUCAAUAUGCAUUACAUGAAGUGAACAGAAAAAUAAGCCCAUGAACAAACAAUAACAACACAGUUUAGGUAAAUUAGGCCUGUGAUGUUCCUAAUUUGGCAUCUAUCCUUUCCUAAUGACCAUCUUUCAUCUUACUCCACACAAAGACUUAAAGGUCCCUGCAUUAUUUAGAAUGCGCCAUCUGUAUUCAAACAUCACGCCAUUUCAAGAUACGUGAGGAAUAACAAAAACACCCCGACCAAAAACAGAUAUCUAUGCACCUUGCCAAUUAAAACAAUCUCUCUGUGUCGUGCUAAUGGAAUCUUGAGUGGCAAUAAAAGUAAAUAAAUAAAUUAAAAGCCCAUCAUGUUUUUGUUCUAGGUAUUCAUGCCCAUUACGAUCUCCUUCAUUCUAAUGGUAAUCUGAUGUUUGGAGUAUUUCAUUUUUUUUGGGAUGGGUAUUUUUUGGGGGGUUGGGGUGGGUAGUGUUUCCAUAAUGAAGUCUAUGUUCUCAGUCUCCCCACGAAUGGCAUUGUUCAGACGCUUGUGUAGGUGCUGGCAAAGAAACAAAGAUACUCAUUAGGAGAGCAUUGUCCCUUCACGGUUAUGAAGGUAAACAGAAACGGCCCACAGCCCGGAGGCACAGCUGCACGCUCUCGAAAAAGAAGGGGGCUUUUGUAGUAGACGUAGGAAGCGCCAAGCAACCCCUAAGACUCUUGUCGGGGAUGGUUCAAUGACUGUGGAUCAUCUCCAAAAAGGCGUUGAGUAUUAAUUAGUUUGGAGAAACAUCAAUCCUUGGCGUUGAUGCAUGCUCUUCGUUUGGGAGUUUUGGGUAACGAGCACCUACGGGUUUGAGACUAGGAGACGUCACAUCACGUUCAAGGCUCUCGUGAACAUUUCCAAAACCACUGAAGCGAAGGUGAUGGCUGUACUUGGUGUUUUCCGUGAAUGUUUUAGUGUCCUGUUUAGAAGGUGGUGGCAUGCUUCUUUCAGACUGUUAUUAAUGCUUUAUUAAUCUUUUUCUACCAUAAUUUGUUAUCAUGAAGUUCUACAUAGCAGUCUAUAGUAUCAAUAAAUGUUGUGAAAUAACUGCGAGAGAUAUUUUUGUAAAAAAGAAAACAUCCCGGGAGAAAAUGAUCUAUAAUAAAAACAAAAACUCAUUUAGGACACAGAGUUACAUAAAACUAGGGCUUUUAAUGUUUUCAAUCGGAUGUUUAAAUAGCAACAUGUACGGAGUACAAUGGGUAAAGAAAUAAUAGAGAUAGUAGAUGAGGGCAAAGAGCUACUUGUGCGUCUCAAAACAUAACCCUGA